This is a messenger RNA of Paramecium pentaurelia, 491 nucleotides long. The record is from the annotation of a GenBank genome assembly. Lineage: Eukaryota; Ciliophora; Oligohymenophorea; Peniculida; Parameciidae.
UAUGGAAAUUACAGAAGACCAAUUAAUUCAAGAAGCACUCAAAGCUAAAGAAAGAGCCUAUUGUCCAUAUUCAAAUUUUAAAGUAGGAUGCUCUUUGUUGACUAAAAAUAACAAAAUAUAUACAGGAUGUAAUGUUGAAAAUGCAAGUUAUGGUCUUUGUAUAUGUGCUGAACGUGUAGCAAUAUGCAAAGCCGUAAGUGAAGGAGAUCGUUAAAUUUCAACAAUUGUAGUUUCAUGGUAUAUCUUCAAAUUAAAAUUUUAGUGAUACUGAUGAUCCUACAUUCUCUUGUGGUAUGUGUAGAUAAACAAUAAUUGAAGUAAUAACUUCAAUCUAAUAAUAUAGUUUUGUUAUCCUGGGAAUGAUAUUAAAAUAAUUGCUAUUGGAAAGGAUCAUACUAAACCAAAAUAUUCAAAGGGCACUGAAAUUUUACCGUUUGCAUUUGUUCCUAAAGAUCUCAAUGUAGAUUCUAAAUUGGAACAAAUAAAAUGAC